Molecule: messenger RNA, 6712 nt
Organism: Chinchilla lanigera (long-tailed chinchilla)
Lineage: Eukaryota; Metazoa; Chordata; Mammalia; Rodentia; Chinchillidae
Product: protocadherin gamma-C4
Exons: 5
Coding region: 2028-4907 (959 amino acids)
Biological process (GO): homophilic cell-cell adhesion
Cellular component (GO): plasma membrane
Molecular function (GO): calcium ion binding
Source: RefSeq, a predicted model, not a curated record
AAUUAUGAAAAAAGAAUUAAAUUAUGCAUAAAAUAUCUAUUUGUGAAACAAGUAUUUUGAAGAUAGAGAUUAACAAAACCUUGAAGAGGUAAAUGCCAGUUUACUGGUUAAUUUUUGUGAUGAUACUUUAGCAUGGAACAUUAUAAUAUAUUCCUUUAAUAAAAGUCUAUGGAUUGGGCUGGGGAUUUAGCUCAGCAGCACAGCACCUGCCUGGCGAGUGCGAGGUCAUGAGUUCGAUUCCUAGUACCGGAAAAAAACCAAAAACCAAAAAAAAAAAAAAAAAAAAAGUCUAUGGAUAUGAUUGUGAAUAACUAAGUUACCAUAUUUUUGUACCAUCAAUCUAUACUUUGAACUUGGUUUCUUGUAUAUUUUAUAAAUGAGAAUGAAUUGUUGAAUCUCUAUACACAAGUUUAGCAAAAGUAAAACAGCUCAUAUGCUUUCUUAAGAUUCUCUUCAGCAAUGAGAUUUUUAAAAGUUUCUUAAAGAUUUUUCAGUGAAGCUCUUUCUUUGUUCUGCCUCUGCCUGCAUGUACCUUAACUCGGUGGCCCUGUCCUGUACAUUGUGUUUGCUUCAUUAAUUAUUUAAAGCAUAAUCACCUAUUAAAAUAAGAUAUGGGCCAGGGAUAUAGCUCAGUGGCACAGCACCCGCCUGGCAAUCGCAAAGUCCUGUGUUAAAUACCUGGUACCAAAAAAUAAAAUAGGAUAGUACUAGAAAGUUAAAUUGAUGGCUCAAGAAUGAAACAUGUCAAAUUUGACUGAGAUCUAUAUCAAAGACAGGCACAAUGUCUAAUGCCACAUAAGGCCAUUCGAAUGAAUAAAAUAUGUAAAAUAAAAUGUCAUUUCAGGGAUGUAAGCAUUUAUGAAAUAGGCAGUUGUGUGCUUUAACACAAUGCCAGUGUGCUUAGUGGUACAGACAUGUGAACUGUGUCUGUAGGCUCUUCAAGUGGGAGACUGAAAAUGGUGGCUCUAUGAAACAACCAUUUCACAUGCUUAAAUCCUGGAACUGUCGUCAAUUUUAUUUAUUGGGUCUAGUAAAAUAGUUGGUUAGAAAUAACCGAACUUGGGAUUGAAUAGAACCAUAUUUAUUUAUAUGGUAACUUGGUAAGAUCAGUACUUGAAAUGAUUAUCAUAUGUAACAGAUAGAUGUCAAAAUAGUCUUGACUCCUGGGUCCUUUUCAGUAUGAAUUUAAAGGACUUAUUUUAAAAGGUAGUAGUACUUGGUGAUAUUUGUACAAAAAUGACUGAAUAAUAAAGUGGAAGAAUAUUUCACUCAUUCUGCAAUGUUGACAUGCAUAGUCACUUAGGAAGAAGACAAUAUCACUAACAUUUUGUGAGGAAAGUCCAGUGGCAGAAAUAUGAUCAUCAGGUACUUUGAAAAGAAAAUGCCCCUAAUCAAACUUUGUUAGAGUUUGUUAGAGAAAAUGUUUUCAAGCAAAGAGAGAAAUCAUCAUUAAACGAAAAAAAACUAUUAUGAGCGAACUUUCAAAAGACAGGUUCCUUCAAAUUCUGAGGUCAUCAUGGAAUAUAAAAUGCUUAGGUAGGCACCAGUAUGGCAAAGAAAAAUAUUAUUCCCCUGGUAACUUUAGAGAUUGAUGUUAUAUGUUGUAACCAGAAGAACCUAACAUUCUCGAAAGUGGGGUAAAAGCUUCCCUAAGAUUACAACUUCAAACGUUAUUAAAUAUAUACCUACCGACUCAGGUUGGUUCAGAUAGACAAAAUUAUCCUACUGGUUAAACUGAAACAGCAGAGGCUGCAGUUUCCUAGUGUGCGCUCUGGGCGCCGCUGUUGGCCAAAGAGGAGAGCUCUGCUCUCGCCAGUCUUCUCGCGCAGCCGCACCGCGCUUGCCAGGGCAGCCCUCUCACACUCGCCAGGGCCAGCCCUUACACCGCUUCCACCUUGGAAAAAGAACCCUUCUCUGGACUGGGACUGAGAACUAAAGCCCAUUCGGAGCUCCGAAUAUCUGCGAUACAGACAUUAUUCGUGGUUCCGCGUCUCCAGGCUGGUGAGCAAGCUGAGCGAGCAGGCGGGAUGGGGAGCGGCGCUGUGGAGAGGGGCAGGGCGGAGAGGCGGCCAGUGCUCUUUCCCUUGCUGCUGUCUUUGUUCAGCCCGGCGCUCUCCGAGCAGAUCCGCUACAGGAUCCCUGAGGAAAUGCCCAAGGGCUCGGUGGUGGGGAAUCUCGCCAAGGACCUGGGCUUCAGCGUCCAGGAGUUACCGACUCGGAAACUGCGCAUCAGUUCGGAGAAGCCUUACUUCACAGUGAGCGCAGAGAGCGGGCAGUUGCUUGUGAGCAGCAGGCUAGACAGGGAGCAGAUAUGCGGGAAGAGGCCAGCGUGCACCCUGGAAUUUGAGGCUGUUGCUGAAGACCCACUGAACUUUUAUCAUGUGAGUGUGGAGAUCGAGGACGUUAAUGACCACACGCCAAAAUUCUCGCAUAUUUCCUUUGAGCUCCAAAUAAGCGAAUCUGCACAGCCGGGCACACGAUUUAUAUUAGGAGCUGCCCAUGAUGCAGAUAUUGGUACCAACGCACUACAGAAUUACCGGCUCAGUCUCAAUGAUCAUUUCUCACUCACGAAUAAAGAGAAAUCAGAUGGCAGUAAAUACCCCGAAAUGAUAUUGAAGACACCUUUAGACAGGGAAAAACAGAACUUCUACGACUUGAUCUUGACUGCCAUUGACUUUGGGGAGCCACCCCUCAGCAGCACUGCACAGAUACACGUCCUAGUCACUGAUGCCAAUGAUAAUCCUCCCAUGUUCAGUCAAGACAUAUACAGAGUGAGUCUUCCAGAAAACGUACGCCCAGGAACCACCGUGCUGCAGGUGACUGCCACCGACCAGGAUGAGGGUGUCAAUGCUGAGAUCACAUUCUCUUUCAGUGAAGCUAGCCAGAUCACCACAUUUGACCUGAAUUCUAAUACUGGGGAAAUUACUACUCUACACACAUUAGAUUUUGAAGAAGUAAAAGAAUACUCCAUUGUUGUGGAAGCAAGGGAUAGCGGAGGACUGAUUGCACAAUGUACAGUGGAGAUAGAAAUCCUAGAUGAAAAUGACAACGUCCCACAAGUGAUAUUCCAAUCUCUAUCCAACCUAAUUAUGGAGGACGCCAAGCUAGGAACACAUAUUGCUUUGCUUAAAAUUCGUGACAUGGAUUUUGGACAAAAUGGAGAAGUUAUUUGUAAAUUAGAAGGUGAACUUCCAUUUAAAAUACUCACUUCUUCAAGAAACACUUAUAAAUUAGUGACAGAUGGGGUUCUAGACCGAGAGGAGAACCCAGAGUACAACAUCACCAUCACAGCCACCGACAGGGGUAAGCCACCCCUCUCCUCCAGCUCCAGUAUCACCCUGCACAUUGGUGAUGUAAACGACAAUGCUCCUGUUUUCAAACAGGCUUUGUAUGUGGUCCACAUGGCUGAAAACAACCCACCCGGGGCCUCUAUCACACAAGUCAGCGCCUGUGAUCCGGAUUUGGGGCCCAAUGGCCAAAUCUCCUACUCUAUUGUGGCCAGCGACCUGGAGCCUAGAGAGCUGCUGUCCUACGUGUCUGUGAGCGCACAGAGCGGAGUGGUGUUCGCGCAGCGCGCCUUCGAUCACGAGCAGCUGCGCGCCUUUGAGCUCACUCUGCAGGCCCGCGACCAGGGCUCGCCCGCGCUCAGCGCCAACAUGAGCCUGCGCGUGCUGGUGGAAGACCGCAACGACAACGCGCCGCGGGUGCUGUACCCCGUGCUGGAGCCCGACGGCUCGGCGCUCUUUGACACGGUGCCGCGCGCCGCGGAGCCCGGCUACCUGGUCACCAAGGUGGUGGCGGUGGACGCUGACUCGGGACACAAUGCCUGGCUGUCCUACCACGUGCUGCAGGCCAGCGACCCUGGGCUCUUCGGCCUGGGGCUGCGCACUGGCGAGGUGCGCACGGCGCGUGCUUUGGGCGACAAGGACCCUGCGCGCCACCGCCUGCUGGUCGCUGUGCGAGAUGGUGGGCAGCCUCCUCUUUCGGCCACCGCCACACUGCACCUUGUUUUCGCUGACAGCCUGCGAGAGAUCCUACCCGACAUUGAUGAACGCCCUGUGUCCUCUGACCCGCAGGCAGAGCUGCAGUUUUACCUAGUUGUGGCUUUGGCCUUAAUCUCCGUCCUCUUCCUUCUUGUGGUGACUCUGGCUAUUGCCCUCCGCUUGCGACACUCCUCCAGUGCAAAGGCAGGGGGCUGCUUUCAGCAUGGUUUCUGUUCCAAGUCUGGACCCGUGGUUCCCUCCAAUUACAGCGAGGGAACUUUGCCUUAUUCCUAUAAUCUGUGUGUUGCACAAACGGGCAAGACGGAGUUUAAUUUCCUAAAAUGUAGUGAGCAAUUUAGUUCAGGACAAGACAUACUUUGCAGUGAUCCAUCUGGAGCCUUAUUUCCACUUUGUAAUGUGAGCGAGUCAACCUCCCAUCAGCCCAACUAUGCAGACACACUGAUUAGCCAAGAGAGCUGUGAGAAAAAUGAUCCUCUAUUAACAUCUGUAGAUUUUCAUGAAUUGAAAGAUGAAGCUGCUUGUGCUCAGCAAGCCCCGCCCAACACGGACUGGCGUUUCUCUCAGGCCCAGAGACCAGGCACCAGCGGCUCCCAAAAUGGCGAUGAAACCGGCACCUGGCCCAACAACCAGUUUGACACAGAGAUGCUGCAGGCCAUGAUCUUGGCCUCUGCCAGCGAAGCUGCUGAUGGGAGUUCCACCCUGGGAGGGGGAGCUGGCACCAUGGGCCUGAGUGCCCGCUACGGACCCCAGUUCACCCUGCAGCAUGUGCCUGACUACCGCCAGAACGUGUACAUCCCGGGCAGCAAUGCCACGCUGACCAAUGCAGCUGGCAAGCGGGAUGGCAAAGCCCCAGCAGGUGGCAAUGGAAACAAGAAGAAGUCUGGGAAGAAGGAAAAGAAGUAAUGUGGAGGCCAGGCCUAGAGCCACAGAGCAGCCUCUCCCCCCAAUCAGCUUCUCCUUACCUGUACCCAGGCCUCACUUCCAGGAUUCUGGUAGGGGCCAAGGCCAUGCUCCCCUUGAGAAACAGAAACAAGUGCCCAGAGUCAACACCCCCUGCCUCCCCCCAGGGGGUUGAAUAUGCAAAGGGAGUUCUGCUGGGAACCCCCAUCCAAUCAAUUGCUGUACCCCUGGGGGUAGUGGGGUUAGUGUAGACAUAAGAACCAUUGUCACACUCCCUUUAGUUACAGCUGAACUCCUUCAUCUUCCAAAUCAAUCAGGCCCAUCCAUCCCCUGGCUCUCUGCUCCCCUACCCCACCCCACUCCUUCAGAUUUCCUCUCUUGAGUAAGGUGGUUGGGGUGUUGAGGUACCAGGUGACCUAAAAAGACUCAUCAUUCUGAAGAGUUGGAAGAGCAUCAUGACCUCUUGGUCUCCCCUUCAGCUCUCAAUCUUCCCCCAAAGCAUGCUUUGGUGCCAAUCCUUUCGCCUCCUUCUAGAGCCUGCAACCAGUGCUCAAGUUUUGGGGGGAAAGGUCACCAUCCAUCCCCAUGGUACUGAUGCUUGCUGGAUUUGGGGAGGGCAUUUUGCUGCCAAGCCUCUUCCCAACGCCCUGGGGACCAGUCUUUUGUUUUGUUUUUCAUUGUUUGAUGUUCCCGCUGCAUGCUGUGUUCUCUACCCCUCCUCAAGAGACUCCAUUGCAUGUUGUGAGAUGGUAGGGGUGGUAAGAUACAGAAGGAAAGUAUGUGCGUGUGUAUGUGUAUGGAUGGGGGAGGAUGGACAAAGCUUGGCCCAUCAGUUAGUUAACAGAGUCUUGCAGGAGCCUCUGUAUAUCCCCAGGGUACUGGCCAGAUCCCCGAAUUCCAGCCGCAAACCAAGCAGUAGGCUGGACCUUCACCACACACAUGCAGGCUAAAGGCUUCAAUCUAUAGGCUUCAGCCCAGGCAGCCAGCUUUGGGUUGAGCUACCAGGACCAAUGGGUUUAAACUGGCAUUUCAGUGCAAGGACGCUCUGAGCGGGGUUUAGGAGCAGGUGCCCUCGAGAGGUCAGAAGGGCUGGCCUCUGUGGGUGCUGGGUACUCCAGAGGUGCCACAUGUAGAAGGACUGGAGGAGCCCCAGCAGGAAAGGAGGACCAGCUAGGCCAUUCUCGGUCCUCGGGUUGAGAGGCAAGGAGCUAGAUCAGGGACCGAGUGGGCAGAAAGUCUCAGCCCAUGAAGGGGCUUCUCCACAGGUCCCUGCACUCCUCAAGCCUCAGCCCUUCACCUUGCCAGGUGCCAUUUCUUCUCUGUGAAGGCCACUGCCCAAGCCCCCAGUCCGCCCCCUAGUGGCCAGAGCCUGGUAAAAGUCCCCCAGUGCCUCCUUGUGCAUAGACCUUCCUCUGCCCUCCCCUUCUGUCCCUGCGGUCCUGUUUGUCCGGCGGGGUUGCAGGAGAACCCCACCCAGCCCUUCAGUAGUGUAGAGCCCCCUGGCUGGUGUAGAGUAGCCAAUAGUGUAGUGCGGUGUGCUUUCACGUGAUGGCGAGUGGGCAGCGGGGCGGGCUGGCGCCGCCGGCCGCCCAUGAAUCUGCCUGCAGCGGCCCGUGCUGUGUUCGUGCUGUGUCCACGCGCUGCGGCGACCCCUCCCCGAUACUGACUCCUUCUAUAAGCGCUUCUCUCCGCAUAGUCACGUAGCUCCCACCCCACCUCUUCCUGUAUCUCACGCAAGUUUUAUACUCUAAUAUUUAUAUGGCUUUUUUUCUUCGAAAAAAUAAUAAAAAGGUUUCUUCUGAAAGGUU